This is a messenger RNA of Scedosporium apiospermum, 1173 nucleotides long. RefSeq lists its product as uncharacterized. The coding region runs from base 1 to 1173 and encodes 390 amino acids. Lineage: Eukaryota; Fungi; Ascomycota; Sordariomycetes; Microascales; Microascaceae. The transcript has 5 exons. The record is from RefSeq and is a predicted model, not a curated record.
AUGGCGGCCAUCUUGGAGGCGAGGCGUCCGCCUCACCCGGACGUGACGACGAUUCCCACUCCGCCGUUGCAACGGACCGCUCUUUUCAUCAACUUCUUCUUCCCUGCCUUGGCUGUUGUUGCAGUAGGCCUGCGAGUGUUCUCCAGGGUCAAGUCACGUCAAUGGGGCCUCGACGACUGGCUGAUCGUUGCCGCAUUGAUCUUCUCUCUCUUGAUGACGGGUCCCUUUUACAUGGACAUUAAGCUAUCAUACAUCGGAUGGAGAAUGGAGGAUGUGCCCGAAUUCGAUCCCGCGCCAGGAAAGUGGUGGUUCUACCUCGCCCAGCUCUUCUACAACCCCGUCCUCGCCCUCGUUAAGGCAUCGGUUCUCGUCUUCCUCCUACGUCUCGGGUCGCAUCAGCGUUGGGUCCGCUGGUUCAUCUAUGGCCUCAACACCUUUAACGCUCUCCAGGCCAUCGCCGUUUUCCUUGUCGCUCUCUUGCAAUGUAUCCCCAUCUCAGCCAACUGGGAUGCGGCGGCCAUGGCGACGGCUAAAUGCGUCGAUGUCUCGUUUCACGUUACUAUCUCGUGCUUAACCAUCUUUACCGAUAUCUUGGUGUUGAUUAUUCCUUUCUGGAUUUUCUUAGGUCUCAAGAUGCCUAAGGCAGCCAAGGUUGCUUUGAUGGGUGUUUUCACCCUUGGUAUUGCAGUGCUUAUCAUCGCCAUCGUUCGUCUCGUUCAACUCUACAAUCUCUUCUACGCGCCACCAGAUCCCGAUGCGGACCCUUACCAUAACAUCGGCAUCACGCUCAACACGGUCGAAGUCAACCUCGCCAUCAUCUGUGCUUGUGGUCCCGCCCUCCGACCUCUCUUCCGUGCCUGGCUGCCUACUCUCUUCGGCGGCUCUACGAACAAGUACGGUCUCUCGGGCAAGAAGAACACUCACAAUCUCUACGGCGACGGUCGUUCCCAUCUCAGCGGUACCCACCGACAAAAUAUUACUAGCACGGGCCCUAGCAUUGCCCUCAAGGGUAUGAGGGGAAGCAGGAGCCAGCAUACGGAGUGCCGCAGUGUUUCACCCAGUGGAUCCGAGGAAGAGAUUAUGACAUAUAACGGCAUCCUCAGGACUACGCAAGUCAAGCUGCACUACGACAAUGAUACGCAGAGUGACUUGAAGGCGCCAGGUCCUGCAUAA